AUGGGGGGGGGCUGUGCUUCCUGCUUCCUGUGCUUACCGGAUGGAACUUGCCACCGCCGCCCCCAAGGGCAGGGGUCACUGCCUGCUGCGUCCACGCCUGUCCCAGCAGACGGGCACACCUUGUCUGGAGCUCUGCCUGGCUCCCUGUCAUCCCUGCUGGACUGUCCUGAUCGCACACUCCCCGUCACAGGCUUGCCGCCCUUCAGCCAGUGUCCUGGGCUGCCAGAGCGCCAGGCCGCAGGCCACCUGUCACGACUGCAGACCUAUUACCCUGUAUUCAUCCUACACAGACUGAAUGGAAAGACUUCUGUGGGUCCUAAGCAGGGCCGUCCUGCCUACACCAUUCCCCUGGGGUUUAGGUGGUGCCCUCCCGAAGGACUGAGACCCUUCCUCAUUUCUGGAGAGUUCCUGGCUUGGGUCUGGGCGAGCCCUGACGAGAUGCCCCUGCCUGAAACCGUACCACCCGAAAUCCAGGCAGGACGCGCUCUGAUUGGCUCUCACUGCCCGAUGCACAUCCUUCAGAGACUGCUUGUGGUGACUGUAUGUGAGAUUAUCCGGCCGACGCCCGGGGCACCGGGGCUUGUGGGCGUGAGCCUGGCCGGACAGGCCACUGCAGCUGCUCCUCAUGGUCAUGAACGCGUCGCCUCUCGGUUGGAUGAAGCACGUGGCAGCCGCAGCUUUGCUGUGGGCGACUUCCCCCCAUCACUCCUGCAGACCUAA
Dipodomys ordii (Ord's kangaroo rat) is the source of this 720-nucleotide messenger RNA. RefSeq lists its product as uncharacterized. The record is from RefSeq and is a predicted model, not a curated record. NCBI's taxonomy places the organism in Eukaryota, Metazoa, Chordata, Mammalia, Rodentia, Heteromyidae. Bases 1 to 720 code for a protein of 239 amino acids. The transcript is spliced from 4 exons.